Messenger RNA from Mercurialis annua (annual mercury), 637 nucleotides. RefSeq lists its product as uncharacterized. The transcript is spliced from 2 exons. Lineage: Eukaryota; Viridiplantae; Streptophyta; Magnoliopsida; Malpighiales; Euphorbiaceae. Bases 18 to 488 code for a protein of 156 amino acids. The record is from RefSeq and is a predicted model, not a curated record.
GUAUUAGAGGGCAAAUUAUGCUUAUGCAUCCAUUACCAACUGUUAAGAAGGCUUAUGCAUUCUUAUGUGAGGAAGAAAAGCAAAGAGGAUUAGCAGAAUCCAAGGUUGUUGAACAAGUUCAUGCCAUCAAUUUCAAGUCAACAUCUAAUUACAAACAAUUUGAUUCAAAGUAUAAAGGGACCAAGAAAAACCUUCAUUGCACUUAUUGUGAUGGCAAUACACAUACAAUAGAUAGAUGCUUCUAUUUGAAUGGAUUUCCAGUUGGUCACAAACUCCAUGGCAAGGAUAUCAAACCUCCUAAUAGAACUCAACGUGGUUCUGCAAAUCAAGUAGGAGUUGAUGCACCAACUAUUGAUCAAACUCUUCAAUUCACUCCGGAAGAGCUGUCACAAAUCAAAGCAUUUUUUCGAAAUGAAAAAUCAAAUGUCUCUGUUAAUUGCACAGGACCUCACUACGAAGAGGAUGAUUGGCCUGGGGAAACUGAGUAAGGGGCUGUACUAUCUUGUACCACAAUCGGAGUCACAAUCUCAUCUAUCUCCAUCGCAUUCACCAGUUUCGUAUCAGGUCACCCUUUCAUCUACUGCUACUUGGCAUAAAAGAUUAGGCCAUCCAUCAAAAUUACUUUCUCAAUUUUUAU